This is a messenger RNA of Oryza sativa Japonica Group (Japanese rice), 537 nucleotides long. NCBI's taxonomy places the organism in Eukaryota, Viridiplantae, Streptophyta, Magnoliopsida, Poales, Poaceae. The record is from RefSeq and is a predicted model, not a curated record.
GCCCCAAUCCAAAUCACAUCGCAUCAACUGAGAAGAUCAAGAAAAAUGGAGUCCAAGCUGCAGUUCAUCUCUGCCUUCCUCCUCCUCUCCUGCCUCUGCAGCAGAGGUGAGGCUUUGUGCUCGCUGUCGGACCUGGUGGUGACGCAGACCACCGUGCCGGGGCAGCAGAUCGCCGGCGAGCCGGAGUACCACGUCACGGUGGAGAACCGCUGCAUCUGCACGCAAACCGGCGUCAAGCUGUCCUGCGCCGGCUUCGACUCCUCCCCGACGCGCGUCGACCCCAGCAUCAUCCGCCACGACGGCGGCGGCGGCGGCCCGGUGACCAACGGCCGGAGCGUGUCCUUCUACUACGCCGGCAAGACGAGGGUCAGCUUCACGCCCGUCUCCUCCACCGUCUCCUGCUCGUGAUCAUAUGAUCGAUCGUGAGCAGCAGCAGCUUGACAUAGAUCGAUUGCUGAUGAAUAAUUUCAGUUUUGUGUGUUUCUUGGUUUCUGAAUUGGCGUCCAUGAAAUGGAACGAAAUCGGUUUUGUCCUGAA